Molecule: messenger RNA, 708 nt
Organism: Xyrauchen texanus (razorback sucker)
Lineage: Eukaryota; Metazoa; Chordata; Actinopteri; Cypriniformes; Catostomidae
Product: cyclin-dependent kinases regulatory subunit 1-like
Exons: 3
Coding region: 83-319 (78 amino acids)
Biological process (GO): regulation of mitotic cell cycle
Cellular component (GO): cyclin-dependent protein kinase holoenzyme complex; SCF ubiquitin ligase complex
Molecular function (GO): protein kinase binding; histone binding; cyclin-dependent protein serine/threonine kinase activator activity
Source: RefSeq, a predicted model, not a curated record
GCCAGUAUAGGAAAACGCCGACCCCGCACCACACAAAGAUUAUACGCGAAUUAUUCCACGUUGAAUUCACCUUUUUCCGAGAAUGACUUCAGCGAAAAGGCAGAUUUACUAUUCCGACAAAUAUACGGACGAGGAAUAUGAAUACAGACACGUUAUGCUUCCCAAACAGCUUUCCAAACUGGUGCCUUCCUCCCAUCUAAUGUCAGAAGAGGAAUGGAGAGGACUGGGAGUCCAGCAAAGUCAGGGUUGGAUCCAUUACAUGAUGCACAAACCAGAGCCUCACAUUCUGCUAUUCCGAAGACCACUUCCCAAAGAAUGAGAGGAAUUUGGAAUAUUAUCAUCGAAAGUUAAAAUAUGUGGUCGUCCCAGGCCAUGCUCACAUUUCUUUCCAUACAUUGUGAUUUGUAUUUAAGUUGUAUUAUUUGCAGAUCUAUGGUGAUGAAAUGGUACUUCUCCUCCCCUAUCCCAUUAAAUUUGGAGGUAUGAUGGCAGCAGGAGCUUGAAGGAACAGGCUGCCGCCUCCAAAUCUGUUCAGAAGUGUUUUCUUUAAACCUACACUGAAGUCAUGUAAAAUAAGUCGGAUGGUGUUACAGAUCUAGUAAAUGGCCCUGUUAAUGGAAGGAAUCUCUUUUUUUUGUUUGUUUUUUGUGCGCACUACAAUCCUUUCCCUUACGCAAGUGCUGUAGUUAACAUGUCAAUGCUUGUUUG